UUUCAAGUUUACGAAUAGGAAUAGCCGAGAAAGACAGGAUGAUACCGGUCAGUUCUAGCAGGAGGAAGAACAACAUUGGGUGUCAUCGGCAGGGCCUAUGGGCCAGGGGUAAAACUCUGGUUUUCUAUGGGGCUGUCGGUGGCAUUCCAGGGUUGGGCAGCGUUGAGUGUCCUCGGCAGGGCCUAUGGGCCAGGGGUAAUACUCUGGUUUACUAUGGGGCUGUCGGUGGCAUUUCAGGGUUGUUUAGAUUCCUGCGGGGUCGAGGCGGUAGUGGGGGAUCAUCUCGGGCAGAAUGGUACAGCCAGUAAACAAUUUGAAAGUACAUUUUUCCGCUAUUGAGAAGAGUUGAUUUCAGCCCAUAGUCUGGAGCCGCAAGAAGUAUGUCUUGAUAUGGGUGGGUCGGAUCGGCCACAACUUGUAGCCUUUCACCCCUAUGUCCGUAACGUUUCCCACUAGGAGCUCAGAAUGGAGGAGAACCGUGUCACGCAUUUAAAAUGCAUAAAGUCGCAGUAGGACAAGCAGCGAAACAGGUCGAAACCCGUGUAGGAGGAGCAAUUUUGAUGUGGAGUGGUUUUUAAGUAUUUCGCAAUGGUAAAUGGGAGGGGGCGGGAGUACCUUAAUUAUUAUUCAAAGGAGCUUCCUACCGUUUUUGUUAUUUGCUUUUCCACGAAAUAUUUUAUGUAAAUUGUUCCGCGAAAAAGCAAGGGUGGGUCAAUGUUGUAGGAAGCUCCGCAGAUUGUAACCGUAUGGUUGAAGUUAUCCCCGUUUUCCCGGAGUUCCAAAGUAUUUGGAUUAUUCUGGUUUUCAGCGCUUCUACAGCCACCCCCUUGAUCAGAAGCCGCUUGGUAUAGCUUCGACGAGGGUUUAGGUGAGCGUGAGUGCCGUCCCCAUAGCGUUGUGUUGAGUGUGACGCCUUAGCAUAGCAUCGGACAGCAUAGUGAGAUUGGAUUGAUAAGCGGUUGAGUUCAGUAGGUGUUGUUGCUGAUCAGGAGUUCACCUUCAGGUUGACUAAACGAGACCACAUUCGACUCUACCUCUUGUGCACAACAGAGACCCGUGACCGCAACACGGGCAUCGACCGCAUUGACCAAACAUUCCUUGGACCCGACGUGCUAGCAGAACCACCCUUGCUAGUAGAACCACACCUUACUUGUGAUUGGUUCGCAGUGCUCCACCUCAGAACACAAACCCAGCUAAAAGCAUAUAUCACAGGGAAGCAUGUCUUGUAACUAAACCGCGUUAUCUCGCCGCAUGUUGAAAAUUUGUGUGUCGUACGCCGUCGUGACUCCGUUCUUGUUCUUGCUUCCUUGCGUAACGCUACUCGUACGGUUGGUUGUUGGGCAUACGUGGUGAUUGGUAGGAUCGCUACAUGAUCGCUGGAGGCGAAGGUGUUUUUGCUUGGGUAGCGAGACUUUCGCGCGAAGCACGUGUUCGGAGUUUGGAGUUUGAGGCGGCGCAAUAAAAAUGAAAGUUUGUUCUCGAAGACAGAAUACCUGUAACUGCUGUUCAUUUUGCACGGAGGGAUUCGGAGUAUCUCCCAGAUCUACGUUUGUAUUUGGGUUAUCGUUGUACCGCGCUGGAGGCGUGUCGGUUGGGUUGUCUUGACUUGGUUUUCUGGGGUCUUGCAAGGAAAGGGUCUCACGGAGUUCUCAUUCUGCUGCCUCGCUGCUCCUGCAGCAAGAGUUCGAUAGACGCGUAUCUACUGAACCAAGGGCUACGUGUUGAGGAAUGCACAGCAGUGUGUAACACGCAGCCCGCGUCGGAGGGUCACGCGAGAAGGAGGGCAGCAGCUAGCUACAUCGAGGUUUGGACCUAUGCAUAUUGCAUAGCUAUCAGAACUUCGUAGCUUUUCUCGGGGACCUGUGGGACGCCGGCAGGAUGAUGAUGGAACACGCUCGGCUGGAGCGCCCAGCCGUGGAACUACGAGGGGACUACUACCUACUCUGGGGGCUUGACAAUUCGCGCGCCUCAGCGGACCACAUCGUCAAUCUGCACUGAAAUCGACUUGACAACGGAAAAACACAACAGAUAAGUGUGACACAUUUCACGAAAAAACAUGUACGCUUCUCUCUUUACGAGAAUGGUCAUCAUCGCGGCGUUGGCGGUAAGCGCCUUCUCCGUAUCAUCCCCAAGACACGAGGUACCCUCGAGUACCGAACCAGGGUGGUGAUGGUGAAGGUCCCCCUGAUGGCCGCAGCAAGCAGCGUGAAGUCCUUCCAGGACAUCUUGGAGCACGCCCCGGUGUCGCUCGAGCACUUCUUGACUGGGUACCGAGCCGCAAUGGUCGGAGUACCGGCGUGCAACGACUGCGUAGAGCCGGUAUAGAGCAUCUCCGUCCUUUUUUUGUGGUAAACAUUUGACCAGCAGGUGUUGCAAGCGGUACAGCGUAGAGUGCACUAAGAUGCGAGCUGUUUGCAUCAGCUCGCGUGGCGAUAACAACAUGUUCUUGUAUUCUGUAACGGUUGUAGAAUGGGCCUUUACUUUUAUGGAUCAUUGUGCCUCAGCCCUCCUCGAGACAUGGUCUCUGGU
Messenger RNA from Ectocarpus sp. CCAP 1310/34, 2529 nucleotides. The record is from the annotation of a GenBank genome assembly. Lineage: Eukaryota; Phaeophyceae; Ectocarpales; Ectocarpaceae.